AGCAGGAGGAGGAGGAGGAAGGGGGUGGAGGUUGUUCCUGGAAGAGCCACAGCCUGGGGAGUUGGUCACAUUCUUGGCUGGGAUUCAAUGACUGAGGCAGACACCAACAAACAGAGAGAAAGGGGGUGGAGAAGGGAAAGAGGGAGGGGGAGUGCAGACAGAGUGCAGGAGCCAUUCGAGCAGUGAGCAGCACCGGGAAGGCAGCAGUCUGUGUGUCUGGGAGAAAGAGCCCUGCUCGCUCCCUAACCUCCAGCAGUGGAACAUGACGGGGAACUCGUGAGUCUGUCCCGCCCGCAACUUCCCACGAACCCCUCCACCGACGCUUUGUACUGAGGGGAAGUUCAGGCGCGUUUGUGACUCCUCAGCGGAAAGACACAUUAGUGGGACUGAGAGAGAGGGACUGAGUGAGAGGGACUGAGUGGGACGCUAUGGGCAGCCUCCUCGUAUCUCUGGACUGAAGCUUUGGCCAGGGGAUCAGACAGGACAGUGAGACAGUAACGUGUAUGGACUGAGCUCUGUGCGGAUUGCAAGUAAAGCCCCGAGCCAUCGAGUGAUUGAUCAGCGCGGAACUUGCCCAGUGAGUGAGUGAGUUGUUGUUGCUGCCGCCGGGACCUUCUAGGCAUGGAGACCGUGAGCCGCAGCAGCUUCCAGCCCCAUCCCGGGCUCCAGAAGACCCUGGAACAGUUCCAUCUGAGUUCCAUGAGUUCUCUGGGCGGCCCGGCCGCCUUCUCCGCCCGCUGGGCUCAGGACUUGUACAAGAAGGAGAGCGGCAAGGAGCCCCCGGAGCCCAUCCUCCAUCUGCCCAGCCAGCCGCCUCCAGUCAUCCCCGGGGGUCCCCUAUUUAUGCCGUCGGACCGCUCCACUGAGAGGUGCGAGACUAUUCUGGAGGGAGAGACCAUCUCUUGCUUUGUGGUGGGGGGCGAGAAGCGACUGUGUCUCCCUCAGAUCCUCAACUCGGUGCUGCGGGACUUCAGCCUUCAGCAGAUCAACGCCGUGUGCGACGAGUUGCACGUGUAUUGCUCCCGCUGCACGGCCGACCAGCUGGAGAUCCUGAAGGUGAUGGGGAUCCUGCCCUUCUCCGCGCCCUCCUGUGGCCUCAUCACCAAGACGGACGCCGAGCGGCUGUGCAACGCCCUGCUGUACGGGGGAAGCUACCCGCCCCGCUGCGCCAAGAAGAGCGACUUCCCGCCGGGACCUUUAGAGCUGGAGCUGACCGAGAGCAGUUUCAAGGUGUAUCACGAGUGCUUCGGAAAGUGUCGGGGCCUGUUCGUGCCCGAGCUGUACGGACACCCCAGCGCCCCCUGUAUCCAGUGCUUGGACUGUCGCCUCAUGUACCCGCCGCACAAGUUCGUGGUGCACUCGCAUAAGGCGCUGGAGAACCGGACUUGCCACUGGGGCUUCGACUCGGCCAACUGGAGGGCCUACAUCUUACUGGCCCGGGAUGGGGUCGGGGGAGACGACGAGCAGGCCAGGCUGGGUCGGCUGCUGGAUGAGAUGAAGGAGAAGUUCGACUACAGCAACAAAUACAAGAGGAAAGCAGUCAGGCUUUCCUCUGAGCCUGUUGCUAAAAAACCCAAGGCUGAUGACUCCAUCAUCCAUUCCCCUAGUUCUGUUGAAAAAGACAAGUCAUCCAGUUGGCUACGAAACCUGUCCAACACCAACAAGAACACAGGAUACGUCCAUCCACGUCAGCGUCUGUCUGCUUUCCGGCCCUGGUCCCCCGCCAUUUCAGCAAAUGACAAAGAGUUGUCUACUCACCUACCAGCUCUGAUUAGAGACAGCUUUUAUAAUUACAAGAGCUUUGAAAAUCUGGUUGCCCCAAAUGUUGCCCUGACACCACCUGUUCAACAAAAAGUGAUUACAAGCCCACCAUGUGUACCAGCGUUACCCAGAAGCACUCAGUCAUCAGGCAGUCCUCCACAGUCCCGGAAACGGAGGCCUACUGCAGAACUGCCCAUAGUUCCAGAGGCACCAGCACCACCUGCACCAAUCAGGGAAGAAGAGAAGGAGUCAGAAACCGAAAUUGAAGUUGAAAGCAGAGAAGAAUGUAUGUUUACCUCUUCCUUGUCUUCGCUAUCAUCUCCCUCCUUUACAUCCUCAAGUUCAGCUAAGGAAUUAAGCUCCCCGGGCAUGCUAGCACCAACUAUGAUCAACACAUCGUACGAGGUGGCUUCUCACAACGACCAACACAGCAGUGGAUUGGAAGCUGAACUGGAGCACAUAAGGCAAGCCCUGGAAAGUGGUCUAGAUUCCAAGGAAGCCAAAGAAAAAUUCCUCCACGAAGUUGUAAAAAUGCGAGUGAAACCUGAAGAGAAACUCAAUGCUGCUUUACAGGCCAAGAGAAACCUUCAGCAGGAGCUGGAGUUCUUGCGAGUUGCUAAAAAAGAGAAGUUAAGAGAGGCGACUGAGGCAAAGCGCAACUUGAGAAAAGAGAUUGAGCGUCUGAGAGCAGAGAAUGAAAAGAAAAUUAAAGAAGCAAAUGAAUCUCGGUUACGUCUGAAAAGAGAGCUGGAGCAAGCCAGACAGAUUCGGGUGUGUGACAAAGGCUGUGAAGCUGGCAGGAUACGGGUCAAAUACUCUGCACAGAUUGAGGAGCUACAGUCUAAGCUUCAGCUUGCAGAAAAUGACAGAGAACAGCUACGGACAGAUCUAGUACAAGAACGAGAAGCCAGAGAACACUUGGAAAUAGUGGUGAAAGAUCUCCAGGAACAGCUUUGGUCAAAGACCAGCCAUCUUCCCAGCAGCGAACACACAAGGAAAGACAUUGAAAACUAAUUCAAAACUUUAAGAAAAAUAAAUACCUUAUCUAUUCAUAUACAGAAUUCUACGUAUAUGCACAGGAAGAGGAGGAGAAUGCGCGAUGUAUGCAUGAAUAGGUGCAUGUGUGAGUGUAUGGAGCGUGUGCCUUGGGGCACGCUAAAAACAAAAAAACUUUCUUACUAAUCAGAGGGAAAAUGUUACUCUAUACAACAGAAGCACUGAACUAUGCCUCUUUUAAAUCCACACAGCACAACAUCUUACUGUGCCUCAGAGUGUUUAUACAGAGUCCUUUUGGCUCUCCAGUGAAACAAUUUUUUUUUUCUACAAGUCAACUACAAGAGAACAACCGCAUCCAGCAAAGCUAAAGCACGCAAACCUUGGACAGUCCUUUUAUACUGUUUGUUGCUUGCUUGGAACACUUUGGGAUUUACAUUUUCUUAUAAGCUAUUUAAUAUAAAAAAGAUAUAUUAAAAUGAUGAGGACCUUCUAAAGACUGUGUAUUGAAAAUAGAGGAAAAAAAAAAACUUAUCAGACAAGUCCAUUUUGUAUAAUGGACUUGAAAACCUUGAUGCACAAUUUUAUCUGACUUGUUACAAGCUUUGGGGUUUCUUAUAGAAACACUCCUUAUUCCCCAGACCCCCAGUCUCCAUACUUCUCAUGUCGACUGUGCAAUGUACUUGUAGCAAGCAAGCCAUCACUAUUAUUCCCUGUCAUUUAUAGACUUUUCUGCAAUGAUUUACUUUUCCAUCAAACAAACAAACAAAAAAUAUUCUGGAAAUAUUCAGUGUGCCCAUCUUGGUUUUUAUUUUAUUUUUUUUAAAGGCUUUUUAUAUAAAUAUAUAUAUAUCUAUAUAUUUUAUUUCACAAGGACAAAUGUGUGUAACCAUAUAGGGGAUGCUAACAACUUUCCAGGGCUACAGAGAGAGAGAGAAAAGCAAAAUGCUCGGCCUCACUGACCAGUGUUUCAUCGUCCCAUAAAAGUGGAAAAUGAUCUGCAAAACCCACCAUCAUAAAGGGAAAAAAAAUCUGAAUGGAUCUUGUAACAUAAGCAUGGACUGUCUAAGAAAGAAUGGAGCUAGUAUUUGGAGAUAUAGAGAUAUAUAGAUAUAGAUAUAUAUAUAUAUAUAUAUAUAUAUAUAUAUAUAUAUAUAUAUAUAUAUAUAUAUAUAUAUAUAUAUAAUCUAUUGCAUUUCUGGUAAAUGUUCUUUGUUACAAAUAUUUUUGCUGAAUUCAGUAUUUAAUCUUUGUUCACCCCUCUGUGUGCUAAGGUGCUCACCAAUGCUUGUCAGCUUGGCACAGUGUGGAACACCAGAAAGGGCAGAACAAACACUUGGGGGCUGUAGAUAUUGGAAAUAUAAAUUGCUAUAAUUUUGAGAAUGAGGCCUCACCACUUAUGAAAACAAAUUCCGUGUAACAUUUCUGUACUCUUUUUGUAAUGUACUUAUGUAUUCAACUUUUAAAACUGCACUUUUUUUGCGCUGACCUUUUCAGUCAUGCAUAUGGAGUCAGAGCUAUUAUUUAAUAUAAAAUAUACCAAUAAAGCACAAUAAAAUAUGCAAUAAUACCUUCCAAUGCCUCCCCAUCAACCCAUUUGACUCUCUUAACUGAUAUGUGAUGAACUAACCAGUUCAAGCCAUUAUAUCCUGUAGGGCACCAGCAUGUGCACCUUGGGACAUCAUCCUAAACAUGGUUGACAAAUGCAUAUAGAACAGUUCACACUUUUAAUUUUGUCAUAUAUCUCUAAACUGCGGACAAAUGUGGUGCCCUAUCCUCAAAUUAUAGUUAUUUAGCAACUAAAAUGAACACACUACUCUUUAUUCAAUCCACUCACAUUCAGUAACUGACCGAUGAUAAAGUUGGCUGGACAACGCUGUUGAUGAUGGCAUUUCCAACGCUACAAAGGGUGUUAGCGAAAGGUAGUAGCUUUGUAUAUGAAUAUGCCUUGGGAAUGAGUUGUAAGUGACUUGAUUUUUAUUGGAUCAAAUCAUGGGAGGGGAAAAAAGGUUAACAAGUUGGCAUUUAUAUAGACAGGUUAAAAUUCAACCCCUGUGGGUAAACAUUUCUAGUGGUUGAAAUUUUGAAAGGCUUUGUUUGUGUUAGUUGUUUUUCCUCUUUAUCAUUGAUGUCUCCUUUGUAAUAAAAAAAAAAACAACAGUCUAUAAACAAGUGUAAAAAAAAAAUAAUUGAAAUCCCUUGUAAACAUUUAAUAGCCAAUGCCAGAAUUUACCUUAAAUAAUGCAAGGCACCAGUUGAAGAAAAGAAAUUGCAGAGUGCAUUUGGAGAGAGAACUGUGCGAUUGUAUAUGCACACGUAUAUACUAUGUGUGUUGGUUGGUUGUUUUUUUCCACACUAAGCUCCAUACAUUAAAGUUUUUGUCACCUAGGACUGCAAAACCUUUGAUGGUUGGGGAAAAUAUGUCCAAAUCAUACCUUUUAAGUGAAGCAUUAUUGAAAAAAACAAAACAAGCAUGGGUUUUUAACUUUCAGCUUGGUCGAUGUAAGUGUUACCACUCUUUGGAGAAGACUUAAUUUGUGUUUGUAUUAUUAAGUGGCUUGGAGAAAUAUCAGAUCCUUGCUCCUUAAGCUGUUGUGAGCCACAUUUUAACCUCAUCUAGGUGCUGGAAAUUGUAGUUUGUGGGCAAAAACCUUGGGUUUCACACCUGGCAGCAGCACCACUGUUUUUCUUACAGCUUUUUACCUUGGAAAGCAGGAUUAAUCCUGACCAUGAAAGCUUUAUCUCACCUUUUGAAAACUGAUACAAAAACAUGGAAGCUUUCCCAUGUUUUUCAGAAUUCUGUUUUAUUCUAGACACCGUUUAUUGGUAGAGCCGGCAUUGCUUUAAUAUGUUAUGCAAAUAAGUAACUGAGACUGUGUUUGGAUGAACCGAAUCAUGGUGACACCCGGCUCAUUGUACAAAUAGUAUCAAAGUCUUUAUAACAGAAAAAAAUAAAACUUUUUUUUAAAUAUUGAAUUUUAUGUAAAUGGAGGAUGGCACCCCCUAAUUGAAGGCUCUUUUUAUAUUUCUGAGUUUUCAAAGCAGAUUACAACCUUUCUUUGAUACUUUUGUCUUGGCGUUUGCUAAAAGCCCUUCUAUUCAUUUGUUCAUGUACAAUAUAUAUGCGAAUGUAAAUAAUAAACCAGAUGAAUGAAUAAUCUUGCCUAGGCUUUCCAUUUAGAGGUGCAGUUCCACUUAUUCCAAUUAUAGCUUCUCAACACAGACUUUCUUUUUAAAGAAAAAUGUAUAUUGUUUAAUGUUAUGAACAUUAUGGGAAAUUCAGAAUAUUACUAGUUUAGACUGUUGACCAUCAUUUUAAAGCAAAGAAUUAUUUAACAGCAAAGUUUGUUAUCCUGGAUAAAUAAGCAGUAACAUAAUGACAUCCUAUUUUGCCGUAUGUAGGAAGCCCUGGCAAAGAAAUGUGUUUAAACUUCCCAGUAAAGUAAAAUUCAAUCAGUCAAACCUCUUAAAUAAUGAAAAUUUUUUGUAAUAUCCAGAAUGUUGCGAGCUAUUCUAUUUUCUAUUGAGUGAGCAAAAUGGCUUCUACCACCUAUUCUGUAUAAGUUUGUCUCCUGCCAGAGUUCUUUUCCUUAGCUAAUGAAGCAAUGUACAUUAACUGAUUACAGUAGAUGCCUCCUGCUCUAAAAAGUGUCACUGCACCUUUGAAUUUUUCUGAUGAUUUAGGUUGAUGGACUGCACACACAAUGCAAUUAAGUCAAGCAUUUAAGUGUUUCAUAUUUCGCUGCAUGUCUCCCGAGAAUCCAUCAUAUUGCUGCUUGUGGGUCUCUCAACAAUACACAGUUGUAGAAUGUACCAAAAGGCCUCUGUCAUCGGUCUCCAUGGUUUUGUAUUUUUCAGUAUCUAGGUGUCUGUGCAACUCUUCUUGUACCCCCAGUUAUGGAGACUUUUUCUAAAGCAGCUGAAUGAUUCCCCUUUUUCGUACAGUGCACUGCAGGCCAUGAUUAUCACUGACUUUUUUUUUUUUUUCAUACAUGGUUUAUCAGUUUUUAUUUAUUUAAAUUUUCUGCAUUAAUUAAAAAAUAGUUAAAAAACUCAAGUGGGCAUUAGUGAUUUGGAUUCUUUUUGUUGUUGCAUAAGUCAGUUUGCAGUAUACUGUAGCUUCCAUCUUUUUUCUUCAGCCUUUUCUUCUAGUGAUGGGUGAAUGCUGUUUGGUGCAUAGUUCACCCUUCUAUUGUUUUUAUCUUGCAGUGCAAACGUUUCAGAAUUUUUUUGUAGAAUUUCCAAGCUGGCACCGGGGUUGGGAAAUUAAUGUCUUCAACUUGAUUCUAGACUCUGGGCGUUUAAUUGACUCCACACCGUCACUCGUUGCUUGAUCAAUUUUUACCUUUACGCCAGCAUGUUUUAUUUCCGGCUCUAGGGAAAUGUUGACCCGUUUAUUUCAUCAUUUGAGUGAUUGUAAUAGGUCAUAAAAUCACGUAUUAAUGAAAGACCAAGAUCUUGGAUGAGUUAUAUUUUUGCGGCCAUGCACGAGAAACGCUUUGUCUUUAAGAAAGCUGCUAAAGCGAAUCUGCUUUGAUUUUAGAAUACAGUUUUUACCUGUUUUCACUAUUUCCCAUGUGCAGUGCCUUGCUUCCUUGUGGAUGGUUGUGCCUUCAGAUUAGUCUAUAGCAUCAGUUAUCAGAAGUUUUCUCUCUAAUUAAUGUCAGGAGCUUUCGGCCUAAUAGAAAUGCCUCUGCCAUUGAUCACUUUGAUGCUCUAGGCAUUAAAAUGUUUCUCACUACCGGGCUGCAGUAUUCCAAGGUACUGUGCAUCCUCUGUUGUUUUGUAAUAGGGUAAAAGAGAGCAAAAAAAAAAAAAGCCAUAGAUACUGCUGCCUUUUGUGAGCAGCUUAAAGCUUGAAUUCCUGGAAAAGCUGCCCUUGGAUUUGAACCUGAGGCUUUCUUUUUUUUAAGCUGUCAAAAACAUCUUUUAUGUUGUGCUAGAAAUCCUCCUGGAUAGAUGGUUACUUUCUAAACCAUUUUAAUACUUUUCCAUGCAUAUUCUUUUAAUGUAACUCAUUUUAAUUUAUGGCGUCUGAAGGGCAUAUUUACAAAGGUGCGGAAAAAUUCGUCAAUUUAAAAAAAUGGUUGGUGUAAAAUGAUGUAUUUCUAAACCUCCGUUGCCCAUUGAUGAACGCUGUGAUAUCGAUAACAGAAAUAAUUCGCACCUGAAAUUAUGCCAACAUUUUACACCACUCCAGAUGCCAAAAGGACACAUUUUUAGGCAGGAAAAAGCACUGCUGUUGUGUAAAAUUGUCUACAAAGCAUCUGCACCCAAUGCCAGAUUUAUGCAGUAUUUCAUUGUUUCGGACCAUAGACGUUAUCAAAAAAACAUGCACAUUGUUUUGUUUUAUACGUUUUAUUUUUAGCUCUGAAUAUUUCCAGUGGAGCACAAAGAACAAGCCUUUCAUUCCCACGCUAGUAUGGCACAAAGAGUUUGCACCAACAGAUACAUAGCCUAAGCUACCCGGCUAUACUUUAUUUAGUCUGUCAGAACAGUCUUAAAGCAGCCGAUGUUAUUUGGGCGGUAGAAUGUUAGUUCUCUUAAACUGCUUUUAUAUGAUGAUUCUUCUAUUUUCCCCUGUUUUAAUACACAAAGGGCUGUCCAAAACAUUUGGUUGUGGGAUUGAUACUUUUAGAAUACUAUUUAAUAAUGUAUGGAGCUCUUAGGAAGAAUAAAUGAUAACAAAAAUACUAACUUAGGUGAUACCCCAGGGCCUCUAGUUGGCAUAGCUCUACCAUUUUUGCACCGGUUUUGUUGUUCCUUUAGUACAUGACCAAACUUCAGCAAUGCGGAUUCGUGACAAAAACCGAAUAAGAGAAUUACCCACUACCUGGUUUCUGUAUAUAAUGAAAGCCGCUCAAGAGCAAAUGUCCUCACGAACAUUUUGCCUUUUUUACAGAACUGCAAUUAACUGCAUUAUUGCACCUGUUUUCAGUAGAAUGUCAGGCAUUUUUAUAUUUAUAAAAAACAAUAAUCUGGAAAAGAAAGCAGGAAGGUUAUGUGAAAGAUAGAAGUGCAGACUUGGACAUUUGUGCACCAUAGACAUUGUGCAAGGAAAUGCCAUCUUGACUAGAGACCUAAAGGUUCUAGCCGAAUAUAAACCCUUGAUCAUACAAUCGCUUGAUGUGAACUUCACAAAUUUCUGUCUGUGUUCUAAGCAAAGGGUGGCUUUGUGUGUCACCACUAUAUGCACCCCUCUCAGAUUCUCAAGCCAUUCAUAAAGAGUUUACCAACUCUUCCUCGUCUUACACUCAUUACCUUAAUAGAUGUGUGUGUAUUCACUUUAUUAAAACAAUGUUAAAUGAAAAAAAAGAAAAAGCCCCUCAAAAACAAAAGGAAACUUAAACCAACAGCAAUAACAUUCAUAUCUAUUCGACAGAUAAAAUUGUAAACCUAUUCUACUUUCACAAACUAGCCAAUUGUACAAAGAAAUAUUUUUUUGUAAAUAGAUUUUUUUUUUUCCCUCACUGUUGUAUUAUAAGUGUAUAUUUUCCUUUUUUUUUUUUUUUUUUUCAAAUGCGCUUUAUUACUUGCUAAUUGUCUGGUUUAAUUGGUUGUGUUUUUAACUCAGAAGAAUCUGUUAGUGCAGUUUAUAAAUGUAGGUUUAACUUUUUUUUCCAUUACAUUUGUCCAUAUUUUCAUUGUAAAGUAUUAUUUUUUUAAAUGCUUUUUUUUUUCAUCAUUUCUCACAUUUUAGAGGGAGUUUUUUUUUUUUCUACCAGAAAGAUACAGCUUACUUUUUUUCAGUUGAAAAGACAUCUUUGUUAUAGCCAAUAUCAUUUCAACACAUUUUAUCUUGUUUUUAUCCUAUGCUGCUGCUAAUGACAAUAUUAAAACUUACUCUACUAUUCUAGAACUAUUUUUAUGUAAUUAAUGUAUGCUUCUCCUGUUUAUAAUUGCCUGAUUAAAACAAAAAAAAAUAAGAAAAAGCUUAGCAUAUUUAUCUAUUUCGCUGUGUACCCCCCCUGGUCCUUUUAUACCUCUUUUUCCAGAUCCUAUGCCCUCACACAGAUAAUAUUGUAAAAUAAAGGACUUUAUGAGAUUAUGUAUGAAAAUAGCUAUGCUUAUAUACCACAGUGACUGAAUGUACAGUGUAUAGACGCAUUACCUAAAAUAAAAAUUGUCCAUAAAAAAAA
Messenger RNA from Xenopus laevis (African clawed frog), 9893 nucleotides. RefSeq names its product SKI proto-oncogene L homeolog (gene ski.L). Bases 622 to 2775 code for a protein of 717 amino acids. The transcript is spliced from 7 exons. The record is from RefSeq and is a predicted model, not a curated record. Gene Ontology annotation, biological process: negative regulation of BMP signaling pathway; negative regulation of transforming growth factor beta receptor signaling pathway; negative regulation of transcription by RNA polymerase II. Gene Ontology annotation, molecular function: RNA polymerase II cis-regulatory region sequence-specific DNA binding; SMAD binding; DNA-binding transcription factor activity, RNA polymerase II-specific. Gene Ontology annotation, cellular component: nucleus; cytoplasm; transcription regulator complex. NCBI's taxonomy places the organism in Eukaryota, Metazoa, Chordata, Amphibia, Anura, Pipidae.